Molecule: messenger RNA, 842 nt
Organism: Neurospora tetraspora
Lineage: Eukaryota; Fungi; Ascomycota; Sordariomycetes; Sordariales; Sordariaceae
Exons: 2
Coding region: 129-728 (199 amino acids)
Source: RefSeq, a predicted model, not a curated record
AAAAAGGCGAAGGACCCGUGGGAAUGGACGCCUGAAAGGAAAGUGGGGCUAAGGUUCUUGACUUUCGCGCCUUCCAUCUUACGACGACAUCAGGUCUGAUUGACUUUUUUUUUUUUCGCAUCCAGGAUAUGCGCCGCGCGUCCACAUGCUGCACUGCAUCGCUUGAAGCAUGCAGUCAGCUUUCUAAGAUGCUCGGAUGCUUCUGCCCUCAAAAUAAUCAUUAUACAUAUCCGACAUUCACGAGGACUACCACAGCCAUUUAUGGGACUUGUUUCGACAUCAUUUCUGUCUAUUUUGAACUCAAGUCCAUGAACCACCUUCCACUUCAUGUUGUGAUGAUUGUCAAUUCACAGUCAUCAGCACAUUACUUAUCGAGGGAUCACUUCCCCGCAUUUCGCUUGGGUGUACUUGCAUUCAUCCAACCCGCUCUAUUAACCCUGGAUUGCUUGGACUUGCCGAUGCCCUUGGUGGAGGAGAAACGCAUCUCGCCCUGGUGGGCGCAACUCCCACGUGCUGAUACUGUUGUUAAGCGUCCAUCUACCGCAGGGUUGGCAGUUCAAUAUAGUUCGGCAGGACCUGCAUCUCAACACCCUUCCGACGCCCUCAUAUGGAACAACACGACGGCUACCUACCUUGAAAGCCACUUCUACGCCGCCUGCAAGAGCUUUAUUCUGGCGAUAAUCGAGAAAUUUGAGUCGAUAACUAUGCAACAAGACCCUUUUGCAUGAGCAUCUUGUCAAAAACAUCCACUCCGAGGACCUAUAGUUUGCCCUACCGGUAUUGUCAUUGUAUACACGACAGAAAUACCUCAUGUACUUGCCUUUCAUUGCCGAAGUCCCAUU